Messenger RNA from Morus notabilis, 1898 nucleotides. RefSeq names its product DELLA protein SLR1-like. Gene Ontology annotation, molecular function: sequence-specific DNA binding; DNA-binding transcription factor activity. Gene Ontology annotation, cellular component: nucleus. The record is from RefSeq and is a predicted model, not a curated record. The transcript is spliced from 3 exons. Bases 9 to 1898 code for a protein of 629 amino acids. Gene Ontology annotation, biological process: regulation of DNA-templated transcription. NCBI's taxonomy places the organism in Eukaryota, Viridiplantae, Streptophyta, Magnoliopsida, Rosales, Moraceae.
CUCACUCUAUGUACCUCCCGGCUUUCCAUCUCUCUCGUCAAAACCCUUUCUUCCACCAACUAUUUUCACUUCUCAAAGAGUCUCAAAAUAUCAGAUACAAAAUCACUCUUUUUCUCUCUACAUCUCCUUGUUCUCGGAAUGAAUUACAAACCCGUCUGAUUUCCUAUAAUCAGAAACCAGAGAGAGGGGAAAAAAAGAGGGAAUCCCAUUUUAUUUCCACUAUGGGGCCGUACGACUCCCCCAACUCGGCCGGCAGCACCAGCGGCAGCUCAUCCUCCUCGUUGCCGAAGGCCCCAAACGAAAUCGACGGCCUCCUCGCCGGCGCCGGCUACAAGGUCCGCUCCUCCGAUCUACGACAUGUCGCUCAACGCCUCGAACGCCUCGAGACCGUCAUGUCCGUCAACUCCCCCGCCGUUGACAUCUCCCAACUCGCCUCCGACGCCGUCCACUACAAUCCUUCCGAUAUCGGCUCUUGGGUCGACUCUCUCCUCUCCGAGUUCUCUUCCCCUCCUUCUCUAUCCUCUGAUCUCCCUGAUUUCCCCGAUCUGAUCAACGGGGCCGUCGCUCUAAAUCAGACGGCCGGGAACGAAUUCUGGCCGAAUAACGCUACGCCUCAGCUGCACCAGAAUAUUGCCCUCCACAAUCAGAACCCUCAUCAGUUGACGGUGGUGACCGCGAUGGAGGAAGAUUCCGGGAUAAGGCUGGUCCACGCGCUAGUCACGUGCGCCGAAUCUAUCCAGCGUGGCGAACUCGCAUUGGCCGGCUCGCUUAUCGAGAACAUGCAGUCCCUGCUGACGCGCGUCAACACGGAAUGCGGCAUCGGGAAGGUCGCCGGCUAUUUCAUCGACGCUCUCAGCCGUCGGAUUUUCGCACCGCAGGGAAUUGGCUCCGCUCCCCCCGGUUCCUCCGAUGCGUACGGUUCGGUCUACGAGAACGAGGUUCUGUACCAUAAUUUCUACGAGGCGUCACCGUACCUGAAAUUCGCCCACUUCACAGCAAAUCAAGCAAUCCUCGAAGCCUUUGACGGCCACGAUUGCGUCCACGUCAUCGACUUCAACCUCAUGCACGGCCUCCAAUGGCCGGCGCUUAUCCAAGCCCUGGCUCUCCGUCCCGGGGGACCUCCUCUUCUCCGGCUUACCGGCAUUGGCCCGCCGUCUCCCGACGGCCGCGACUCGCUCCGUGAAAUCGGUCUCCGACUCGCCGAGUUGGCCCGUUCCGUCAACGUCCGUUUCGCCUUCCGCGGCGUGGCGGCGUCGAGGCUUGACGACGUCAAGCCGUGGAUGCUCCAGGUCAGCCCUAAGGAGGCCGUCGCCGUCAACUCCGUCAUGCAUCUCCACCGCCUCCUCGGGUCGGAUCCUACCCGGAGUUCUCCGAUCGACUCGGUCCUGAGUUGGAUCCGGAGCUUAAACCCGAAAAUCAUGACGGUGGUUGAGCAAGAAGCGAACCACAACCAAACCGGGUUCUUGGACCGGUUCACGGAAGCUCUGUACUACUAUUCCACCAUGUUCGACUCACUAGAAGCUUGCUCGGUUCAGCCAGAGAAGGCGUUGGCCGAGAUUUACAUACAGAGGGAGAUAUGCAACGUGGUUUGCUGCGAAGGCUUGGCUCCAGGCGAUGGACACGAGCCCCUCGGCUCCUCUGAUGUUGGUUUGGUGUACAAAUCAAGGAAAGAAGGUGGAGCUGUGAUAAUGGGUUACUGUGACUCAGAUUAUGCUGCAAAUAUGGACAAGAGAAGGUCAGUUUCAGGAUUGCACUUUGUGAGAGAUAUAAUUGCACAAGAGACAAUCAAAGUUGAGAAGAUAUCAACUUUGGUUAACCCAGUAGAUAUGCUAACUAAGGACAUUCAUGUGAGUAAGUUUGAGCAAGGUUUAAGCUUGCUCAACAUGUUGCCAACUUGA